This is a messenger RNA of Spinacia oleracea (spinach), 2187 nucleotides long. RefSeq lists its product as uncharacterized. The coding region runs from base 1 to 2187 and encodes 728 amino acids. The transcript has 2 exons. Lineage: Eukaryota; Viridiplantae; Streptophyta; Magnoliopsida; Caryophyllales; Amaranthaceae. The record is from RefSeq and is a predicted model, not a curated record.
AUGAGCAACUCUAGCUAUCACUCUGGUGGUAGGAUAGCUGUAGCCUGGAAGGCUGGUUGCUUCACAGUUAACAUUGUUGUUGCAUCCAGUCAGUUUGUUCACUGCCAUGUUACUCCUGUAAGUGGUAGGAAACCCUUUUAUUGCACCUUUGUUUAUGCUUUUAAUGAUGCUGGUAUGAGACAAGAUCUAUGGAGGGAUUUGUUAUUGCUUAACACUCAAGAACCCUGGAUUGUGUGUGGGGAUUUCAACUGUGUUAUGGCAUUAGAUGAGAGAAUUGGAGCUACUGUCAGACAUAGAGAUAUUGUGGAUGUGAGCAACUGUAUGCAUGCUUGUGGUAUGGAGGACAUCAAGUGUGUGGGUAAUCUUUUCACCUGGAACAACAAGCAACAAGGUAACAACAGAGUUUUUUCAAAAAUUGAUAGAUUUAUGGCUAAUCAAGCUUGGCAAACUUGCUUUCCUGUUGCCGAGGUAUGUUUUAUGCCAGAAGGACUUUUUGAUCACUCUCCUGGUCUUCUUUCUGUGUUUCCCAGAGAUGAUGGAGGGAAGAAACCAUUUAAGUAUUUUACUAUGUGGAAGUCCUCAAAUGUGUUUUCUGACAUUUUCCAGCAGGCUUGGAAUACUCAGUUUAUUGGCACUAAAAUGUUCAUUUUGAUUAAUAAACUGAAAAGAGUUAAACUGGCUCUUAAAGAGUUGAAUAAAGUAGGUUUUACAGAUAUUCAAGCAGCAGAUUUGAGAGCUUAUCAGACUAUGGUGAGUGCACAAACUGCAAUGUAUAAUAAUCCUUCUGAUCAAAGUUUUGCAGAUGCAGAGUUGAUUGCAAUUCAGGAGUAUAAGGAGAAACAUAAGGCUUAUUUGGCUUUCCUCAGUCAAAAAGCAAAAUUGUCUUGGCUUAAAGAUGGAGAUGAGAAUACUUCUCUUUUUCAUCAGAGUAUCAAGACUAGAAAAGUUCAGAACCAAGUGUAUAGCAUUUAUGAUAUGCAAGGAGAAUGGAAAGAUACAGCUGAUGGGGUGUCCAAAGCUUUUUUGGAUUAUUAUAAAAUGCUCCUAAGUAGUACUUCUGAUAACAGAACACCAGUUAACAAGGAGGUGGUGCGGCAGGGGCCAGUCUGUUUGGAUCAUCAUAAAGCUAUACUCAAUGCUCCUUAUACAGCAGAUGAAGUUAAGAAGGCUCUUUUCUCUAUUCCAGGUAUUAAAGCUCCUGGUCCAGAUGGUUUUGGCUCUUAUUUUUACAAAGAUGCUUGGCAUAUUGUUGGGGAUGAAGUCAUUGCAGCCAUUCUUGAUAUGUUACAGCAAGGAAGAAUCUUGAAGGAGGUGAACCACACUGUGAUUACUCUUAUCCCCAAGACUAAAUGUCCAAAGGAUGUGAGUGAGUUCAGGCCAAUUUCUUGCUGCAACACCAUUUAUAAGUGCAUAACAAAAGUUUUGUGUGGGAGAUUAAGACAAGUUCUUCCUGAUCUCAUCAUGGAAAAUCAAGGAGGUUUUGUUCAUGGGAGAUACAUAGUUCAUAAUAUUAUGGUUGUGCAAGAUUUAGUCAGGAAUUAUGGGAGGAAAGGGGUUAAGCCUAGCUGCCUUAUGAAGAUUGAUCUUCAAAAAGCCUAUGAUACUGUUGAUUGGCAGUUCUUACAGGAGAUGCUGGUUCUUUUGGAUUUCCCAAAGCAGUUUGUUGAUAUGGUUAUGCAAUGUGUUACUACUCCCAUGUUUUCUUUGAUGCUGAAUGGUUCUAUGCAUGGGUUUUUUAAAUCCAAGAGAGGUUUGAGGCAAGGAGACCCUAUCUCUCCUCUGUUAUUUGUCAUUUGCAUGGAAUAUUUGUCUAGAAUUCUGAAUAGAGUGAGCUCUAUGCAUCAGUUCCAGUUUCAUCCAAGGUGUAAGGGGAUUGGUCUUACUCACUUAUGUUUUGCUGAUGAUCUGAUUAUCUGUAGCAAGGGAGAUUAUCAGUCUAUUUACUUGUUGCUUCAAGCUUUCAAGUUGCUUUCUGAUACUUUUGGCUUAAAGGCAAAUCAACAAAAGUCUUCUAUCUACUGUCAUGGCAUGCAUGAAUCUGAAAUUCAGAGGGUAGUAGAUGUUUCUGGUUUUUCUAGAAGUAUGUUUCCAUUCAAAUAUUUGGGGGUCCCUAUAUGUUCUAAGAAGAUCUCUGUGGCUCAGUGUGCUCAUUUGGUGGAUAAGAUGAUCACUAGGAUAAAAAUUUAG